UCACCCUCUUUCUCGCCGUCCCUACAGUAUAUUUCUUCCAUCAACCCUCGGCUACCUUCUAUCGCAAACCAUCAACAGCCGUAUAACAUAUCUAGAAAAAUGGCUAGCUUCCAGGACCGUGCUCAGCACACCAUCGCCCAGCUCGACAAGGAGCUCUCCAAGUACCCUGUCCUUAACAACCUUGAGCGCCAGACCUCUGUCCCAAAGGUCUACGUUAUCCUUGGUUUGGGCGGUAUCUACACCUUCCUGGUCUUCUUUAACAUUGCCGGUCAAUUGCUCGUCAACCUUGCUGGCUUCAUUCUCCCCACCUACUACUCCCUUGACGCCCUUUUCUCCGCUGGAAAGGCUGAUGACACUCAGUGGUUGACUUACUGGGUUGUUUACGCUUUCUUUACUGUCGUUGAGAGCGCAAUCAGUGCCCCUUACUGGUUCCCCUUCUACUACAUCUUCAAGUUUGCACUUGUCCUCUGGCUCGCUCUUCCUCAGACCAAUGGCGCUCAAAUCGUCUUCAAAUCUCUCGUGCAGCCUCUUGUUGGCCGCUACUUCACCGGUGGUUCCACCUCGGCCAACCUCAGGGCCCAGGCUGAUGCCGCUACCAAGUCGCAGUAAUGAGACUGACUGCAAACUUGAUAUCUGUGGUCGAACGAACGAAGCUGCAGAUCAGGUCUAUUGUUUGCGCAUUUGGUGAGAAUAACGAAAUGGGGCAACGACGGGAUGCGGAAUUGUCGCUGUUUGACGUGGAGAGGAGCUUGUAUGGCGAUGGCGGCUGUGAGGUUGUACAGCCGCAAAGCGGGCCGUGUCCGUUUAUUUUUUUAUCCUUUUUUGGCAUGGGUUUUCUGUUGUAGAAACGUCUGCGAUCGUUGGUGAUUAGGGGCGGGAGCUUAUCUCGUUCAAUAGGAGCGAUAGGUACUUUGAUGAUAUAUUUAUCCUCUUGGGUAAACUCGAGCAAUGUUUCCCUUGUG
Messenger RNA from Aspergillus nidulans FGSC A4, 962 nucleotides. It is a transcript of the gene yop1, whose product is annotated as protein yop1. Gene Ontology annotation, cellular component: Golgi membrane; endoplasmic reticulum membrane. Bases 100 to 609 code for a protein of 169 amino acids. The transcript has 6 exons. The record is from RefSeq and is a predicted model, not a curated record. NCBI's taxonomy places the organism in Eukaryota, Fungi, Ascomycota, Eurotiomycetes, Eurotiales, Aspergillaceae.